UCAAAGAAGACAUUGCUUUCCACAUGUACAGCAGACAAUCACCACCGCCUUCCCUCUUUCUUGAACACAAAACAGAGACUCCCCUGAAAAUUUUCUGUCACUUUCCCUGAAAAUUCUCUCUCCUUACUUUUGUUUGUUAUUUUUCUUAACAUCCAAUUCCCGCCAAUUUUUCUACACCCGUAUCUUUCUCGUUGUCAUUUGAAAGAGUCGAACAAAAGCACCCAAGAAAAGAUUAAAGACGUCUCUGUUUCAAGAUCUUCGUUUUCUUAGCUUUAACUCACUCGAAUUUUGUCAAGAUCUUUGUGUUCUUAGCGUUUCUCAUAGAUCAAUUACGUACUUAUUUGUUAAAAUUAUCUCGUUUAUUAGUUAGACUGUUAAGAUUCUUAUCCUUAUAGAUCAAUAUGGAUGAAUUUGGUGACUUAACGAAGCAUUAUGGGUUAAGGCCACAAGGCAAGUCAGCUCCAAUGGCAUCAUCGAAAGGACCCAACAUACCCACAAAUGCUCGAACCCGAAAUUCCAUUUCGAAUUCAUCUUUAAACCCGAAAUCUACCAAUAAUUCCAGUUCUGGUAAUGGGUCUUUCUUCAAUGAUAAUGAAACCCUUUUUGUAAGUAAACAUAGCUCCCAGAAUUUUAAUGUUUUAGAUGAUGUUAAUGAUGGUUUUGAUAUUUUUGGUGGGUUUCAAAAGAAUUCAAAUACUAAUGGAAAUGGGUCUUCUUUAAAUUACGAUCCUUUUUUCUCGACUUCCAAUUACUCGAGUGCUAAAUCUUCUUUUGAUGGUGAUAUAUUGAGCGGGUUAAAUGGCUCCAAUUCUAAUAAUAAUACAGAUGAUCUUUUUGGGUCCUUUGUUUCUAAGCCUAAUCAGAGUGCACUAGUUGAUGACUUGUUAGGGGGCUUUGGUGCAACAUUAAAGCCAUCCAGCCAGAACGGAUCGGUUGGUUUUGAUGAUUUAUUACCUGGGUUUGGUAAUGUUUCAAUCAACUCAUUCAAUAAAAGAGAGAAUACAGGGAUGAAUAGUUCAACCUACACCUCAACAGAUGACCCUUUUGUAGUGUUAGAAUCAACUUCAACCACAACAAAAUCAACAUCCGCAAACCCACUGGAAGAAGUCAGUUUGUUCAGUCAUUCUGGAAGCACAAAGCGUGGCGGCUCUUCAAAUGUUCCAUCCCUACUAAGGCCCCCACCAAAACCUGGACAAGUUUUAAGGAGUGAUAAAGUUAAAAGCUCAAAUGUAUCCUUCAUAGAUGAGCUUGAAGAGUUUGGCAUGGUGCGGAGUAAUGUUGAUGGACAUUCAAAUGCUCACCAUGCUAAGGAAGCAAGGGAGAGAGAAACGGCAAAAGCAAACAGGUAUAAAGAAGCUGAAGAUGCUAAUCGGAAGAAUCAGCAAACAAGUAUGGAUGAUAUAGAAUCCAUUUUGAAUAUGGGUUCUCGAUCCAGCAGUGCACCAAAAUCCAGGGCUGCAACUUUGGGUCCUGUAUUUGAUGCAAAAUCAAACAACAGAGGAGAGCCUGCUGUAGCCCAGAAGAAGUCUGGCAGUGCCUCAUCUGGCAUAAGGAAGGCCUCUUCUACAACAAGUAUAGUUGAUGAAUUUUCUUUCAUGUUUGGAGAUGCCUCAUUUUUUGGAGAAUUUGAGGAAGUUGAAGGGGAAAGUGAAGAAAGACGAAGAGCCAGAUUGGGCCGUCACCAGAGAACUCAGGACCGCAUGGCAAAAGCAGUUGCUGAUAUGAACCAGCGCGACCUGCAAACACAGCACGAGCAAGAAGAGAGGCGUAGGCUUGCUGACAAAGUGGACGCAGAUAUAAAGAGAUGGGCAGAAGGGAGGAAAGGCAACAUGCGUGCAUUGUUAUCAUCAUUGCAAAGUGUGCUGUGGCCUGAAUGUGGUUGGGAGCCAGUUUCAAUGGCAGAUUUGAUUGCUUCUGCCUCGGUGAAAAAAGUUUAUAGAAAGGCAACAUUAUGUGUGCAUCCUGAUAAGGUUCAACAGAAAGGUGCCACUCUUGGACAAAAAUAUACUGCUGAGAAGGUUUUUGAUAUUCUCAAGGAAUCUUGGAAGAAGUUUGAAAAGGAGGAACUUUCUUAGAAACCUUCACAAGUCAUUUUUGUCUAUUCUCUUCGAGGCAGCCACAGAAGCUUCAUUUUUGGGGUGAAUUAUCAAUGCUUGUGCAGUUUCCAAUCUGCAACUUCAGGUACAAUGUGCUUCCAUGAUACAAAUCUUUUGGUAAUAGCAGAGUGAUUCUGAGGAAAGAUGUUUCUUGUUUGUCUAUGAUGUUGUAUAUUACUGUUGUUUCUAGAAAUCAUGAAUGUGUUUCAAAAUAGAACUAUAUCAUCCAGGAGAAGUUUAUACUGUCAAUACAAUUGACAGAGUAGCCCAGGACUUUCCCUCUUUCUUGAUUCUUUAUUUUUAAGUUCCAAAAUGAGAUGGGAGAUUUCCUGUUUAUUUGUGCUACAAUGGUUUUUCUCUUCUGUGAGCUUGUAAAUUACAUAUUUACAUGUUUAUUGAAUCUUUGUCUUCCGGACAAAUGGGAAAUAAUGCAAGUUUUUAGAUAUUGGAUGAA
Messenger RNA from Ricinus communis (castor bean), 2550 nucleotides. Its product is annotated as auxilin-related protein 2. The transcript is spliced from 9 exons. The record is from RefSeq and is a predicted model, not a curated record. Bases 402 to 2075 code for a protein of 557 amino acids. Gene Ontology annotation, biological process: clathrin coat disassembly; clathrin-dependent endocytosis. Gene Ontology annotation, cellular component: intracellular membrane-bounded organelle; vesicle; cytoplasm. NCBI's taxonomy places the organism in Eukaryota, Viridiplantae, Streptophyta, Magnoliopsida, Malpighiales, Euphorbiaceae. Gene Ontology annotation, molecular function: clathrin binding.